This is a messenger RNA of Morone saxatilis (striped sea-bass), 4619 nucleotides long. RefSeq names its product interferon regulatory factor 2 binding protein 1 (gene irf2bp1). Bases 239 to 1564 code for a protein of 441 amino acids. The transcript has 4 exons. Gene Ontology annotation, cellular component: nucleus. Gene Ontology annotation, molecular function: transcription corepressor activity. The record is from RefSeq and is a predicted model, not a curated record. NCBI's taxonomy places the organism in Eukaryota, Metazoa, Chordata, Actinopteri, Moronidae. Gene Ontology annotation, biological process: regulation of transcription by RNA polymerase II.
CUGGGAAGCAGUUGACAGCAGGCAAAAGAGCUAGGCCGAAGUGGGUAAACAAAACAAACAAAUGGGGCAAAAAGAGCGACAACAACUCAAACGUUUCGUCUGAUUUUAUAUCCGUGGAAUGUGUAACGUGUUUUUGAAGUAGUUCGAGGCCCGUUGGAGGAGAAAGUCGUCAGCAAAGAGGGCGUGCACCUGUUAAAGAUAAAUAGGUUAUCGUGUAGCUUAGCGCGUUAGCACGGCCAUGUCGUCGCCCUCCUCCUCCAGGCGCCAGUGGUGCUACCUGUGCGACCUGCCCAAGAUGCCGUGGACUGUGGUGUGGGACUUCAGCGAGGUGGUGUGCCGUGGCUGCGUGAACUACGAGGGAGCAAAUCAGAUUGAGUUCCUGAUAGCGAGCGCCCGGCAGCUGAAACGAACCCACGGGAUGCAGCAGGACGGCAACGUGAGGUCGCCCGGUCCUUCCCCGAACAAACACGGCACAUCUGGCAGAGGAGAGGCUGCGGCGGACGGAGGCAGGCCGCACACGGACCGCUUCGAGAGGGGAGGACGAGGAGAAAGCGCCGGCUCGGCUGUUCGCGUACCGCCCAACGGGUUGCACCGCGACGGGCAGCCGCAAGAAGUGAACCGGCAGAGCCCGAGCGGCAGCCGGAGACCCAUGCUCGGUGCUGCCAUCCCGCCUAGUUUAGUAACUCAAAGUAUUGCGGGGAUUCCUCACGGGCUUCUUGCGGGCAUGCCGGCGGGUCUGACCGCCAGGACAGCCCCCAUGAGCAGCCCCAUGAUCUUCCCUGCGCCGGUGCUGGCCGAGAUGAGCCGCAGACAGCUGGGGAUAGGGAUGGGGAUAGCCCCCUUUAUCACUCCGGAGCUGGAGCGAGAGCUUAGUUCGUCCCAGAACCAGCCCAAGACACAGACGCAGGUCCACACUGCUGUGGCUGGCAGCAGCGGCAGCAAGACUACAGGCCUCCCGUCGUCGUCGUCCUCCUCGCUGGCUGGAGGUGUGAGCCAGACGAGCCCCAAGCCUGCUUCAUCUCCGGCGAGGCAGCCACGCCCCCUGGCCGCGAGGUCCGGAGGGGAGCCCCUGGGGUCCAGCACCUCCGCAGAGGCAGCCACCACCGCUGCAGCGUUACCCCACAGUGGUGCCUCCGAGCUGGGCUCCGCGUCUGCCAGCAACAGCCACUCCGCUGGAAACACUCUGUCCUGCACCUUGUGUCACCAGAGGCUGGAGGACACGCACUUUGUUCAGUGUCCAUCAGUGCCAGGACACAGGUUCUGCUUCCCCUGCACCAGAGUGUACAUCCAGAGCAGGCGGGGCGAUGGAGAGGUGUACUGCCCCAGCGGAGAGCGCUGUCCGUUGGAUAACUCUCCCAACAGCCCCCCUUGGGCCUUCAUGCAGGGGGAAGUCUCCACCAUACUGGGCAACGCUGGAGCUGGAGCUGCCUCUUCUGCUGCCUCUGGAGCCGGGACCGGGCCCGGGCCUGGAGCUGCGGGUGCGUCUGGGGCCGGGGGUGGACCCGCCAGCGGGGCCGGAGCUGGAGGUGGAGAUGUCACCGUCAAGAAAGAGAGAGAGACGUGAUGGUGAUUUUCAUGAAAAGCAGGACCCAACACAGCAACAGAGUUGUAUCACACACCAGAGGGAGAUGUGCGCACUGGACCGCCGAGAGAUCCAGAAGAGAAGCAACACAGCGACACACAGUCGAGCUCCAUUGCACAGGUCUUAACUCCACCUGCUCACACCACCAAAUUCUACCCGCGUCAUCAGACCUCGCCCGAUACCUGACUAAAGUGGCAAAGACUACCAUCACAUACUGUAAUUAUUGUUCUCGUUUCUUUUUUUAAGCCAAGUUUGACUCUUUAAACUUAAGUACUACAUUUCUGAUGUACCGAGAAUGUGAAAAUUAAAUUUCUCCCGCGCAUCGCAAGCUCAAUCUCGCCAACUCUUGACAACAAUCUCGGUGAAAUGACGCCACAACUUUGCCAAGACAGCGGCUGAAGUAACCGAGCAUGAAUAUUAAAACGGCCCUCACCGUGUACUGCUGGGAUCAGACAACCAGGUCCAAUCAACAGCUGAACACUGGCUGCUUUUUGUGGAGGUAGAAGUAGUUGGGCCAGUUGAAACAACUGUGUGUACAGCUGGGAAUAAAUGGGCUAAAGAAACACAGAUUUUCUCUGUUUUCUACACAAAAAAACCUUUACAAUCAUUUGAAAGAUGCCAUAGUCCCAUACAAAGUAUUCACAGAAACAAGCAGUGCCAACAUGACCACUGAAAUGUCAGUAUUUCUCAAUAUGGCCACCAAUGUAUUAAUAUAUAACUGGCAUUGGUUUUAUUUUAUUUACCACAGGUAUGUUCAUUGUUUCAAAGUACCCUUCCUAAACUCCCAGAAAGUAGCCAUGGCCCAGUGUUGGUUGUAACGGUGCACUCAGUAUUGUGUUUGCACAGGGAUAGCACAAAAGCUUGCUUCGACAAAUCCAACACAAAUGUUGAAAUAGUAAAAGAGUAACCACGGUUGCUUCGUCGCCGCUGUUCCUCGGCGGCGGCGUGCAGCAGUGGGUCAGAUAUCAGACUGCUCACAGACAAAUACAGGCUGUUCUGAGUCCGAACCAGUUGGAACUUGACUGUCUCGGGGGAAAAAAUGCCAUUUUCUCUGCCAGUGAUCGGUCUAAAUGAAAUAUUUGUGCUUCUACGAACACAAUUUACAACAACUGACAUGAAAUCGAUGUUAUGAUAACAAAGUGUACCUUAAAUUUGAAAUACAGAUGAAUUGUUUUUAUUGUUUCGUGACUGAAUCCGUGUCCCGGCGCAGAUUCUUUUUUUAUUUUAUUUUUUUAAACGAAUGGAAAAAAAAUUCUCCAGUGAAACACGUGAACGUGGAAACCGACAUGAGAUGUGGACAGAAUGCCAGUCGUGACAUUUCUCUGUGUGUUUUGUUUUUUCCGUCGGCUUUGAAUAAAGUUGACUUUGACUCAGAGAAAGGAGAAUGUUUUGCUGUGUAGAAACAACCAGUUAUCUGUCUGUCCUCGACCAGCCACAGAGACUCUGUUUGACUGUAUUUAAAUGUUGCUUUCAUACGAGAUCCAGCCCAGCCUACGCUUUACCCCGAAUGUAUAUGAAAAGAUAUCUAUUGAUAGGCCUAGGACUAUAUUUUAUACUAGAAUGUUAAAUGUUAUAUACUCUAUAGAUCUCUAAUAGUAUGUACGUGCAAUCCUUCGUCAUAGUAUAUGCAACAGUUUGGAGUAUGUCAUUAAAAACAAUUGCGUAUCAUUUCUCAAACCUUUUUUGUUUAUUAAAGUGAGAAUCCACCUGAAAGCAGAAGAGUUUGACUGUAACCCAGAAAGGUUUAAUAUCGUUUAUGAAUUAAUUUCUCCCAGAACUAAGAGACAAGACAACCCUCUUAUCACGGGACACUUUUAUAAAGCCUUUAUGGAGCGGAUACUUUAUUUACAAGCGUAUUUUAGCGUUUGAUAUCUUCAGCGUUGCAAUGAAAUUAUUCUUAUCUUGAUUUUAAAAAGCUCACAGUCUGUUGAGUCAUUGGAAUAAACGUGGAUGACCAUACAUACUGUUCAUCUAAUGCAGUUCAGACUUUAUUUGCCAGUUACAUAAAAAUGUGCAGGGAUUUCAUGUUCUGAAAUUUGAACAGUCCAACAUUUUAAAUGUGUGUUCUGGUGGAUUCUCUCUUUAUGUGCGGGAUGUACUUGUGAGUACAGACGCACAGACAAACCAAAGGUCAUUUCAUGCCCAAACUGAUGUUUUUGGAUGUAAAUGUUUUAUGGAAAAAAUCUCUAUAUAGCUAUAUUUCUUGGCCAGGUCUUAACAGGUUAUCUUCAGCAAGCCGUUCCAGUUUACAGGCCCUUACGGUCUACUGUACUUAUGGAUUGUUACAUAGAAAAGUCUAUAGUAUUCAGCAAAUACUUCGGCUGUGUUCACACUGCAAGUGGCCUAAAUUUGGUGUAUGUGUGUGACUCAAAUCAGUUGUUUUCCUGACGAUGUGAACAGCACAAAUCACAUUUCAGUUCUGAUAUCGGCCGCUCUCAUAUGUGGUCCAAAUCAGUCCGAAUCAGCCUGACCUGUUCACACUGGAAUCUGAACCGGGCCACAUUUUAAAAAUAAUGUGAACAGGCAAACAAAAACAGUCCGACCAAUGAAUCAGAACUGAGCGCCAAGGCUUGCAGUGUGAACGUAGCUUUAUAUGGGCCUUCUGUGUAUAUUGAUAGUUUCCCACAGAUCAGGUCUGUUGUAGAGAAAUAUCCUUGAAGAAGUGGAAUUUAAGUUUAAUAUGCACUGAUACAUCAUGCAAUCCCUUGUUAAGUGCCUUUUUGAAAUGUUUACCGUCUGUCCGUGUGUCUGGGAACCUCAGGGGAAGUAGGAGUGCAAUGGCUUUUUUAUUGUCCAGUCAAUGAUUAACCUGAAUCUCUCUCCCUUCAAUCGCCCAUCAGACGGCUUUUGCUUUUAUCCGAAGCCUUUGUAAAGUCGGCUGGCCAUUUAUUGUUUGAAUAUGGUCUCUCCUCUCAGCUCUCUCUCUCUCUCUCUCUCUCUGUUCUUUUCAUUCAUGUGUCAUUUUUAGAUCUGUCGGUUUUAUUGCAGCUUCAUGUACAAAAUAGAAACCAGGAAUAAAUGGGAUGGAAACUCAGCA